AUGGCGCUGUCGGAUGAGGUCCCGGAAAGGAUUAGGAACGGCUCAGGGAUGAAAGCCCCCACCUCAUCGGCGCCCAAAUCACGCCCACAGGAUAUCCCGACGCCUCGCUCAAUGGGUCGAACUGUGGGCGGGUUGACGAAGCAGAGAUGUUAUCCCUAUUUUCCAGUACUCGGAGCGUGGACGUGCUGGGUGGCAGCGACCCUGUGGCAUCACGCGUGCCCCUCAGCGGCCUUGGGGGCACCUCUUCUGGGCCCUGACGUCAUGAGCUUCGAUUCGCUCCCCCCCCUGACGCUGUGGCACUCGCCGGUCUUGCCCGCGGUGCCCCUGCAGGCUGGUCUUCCCGCUCCCAAGGGCGCCGUCUUCGAUGGGCCGGACCCGGGGCUCAACGCGGCCAUUAUCACCGUACCCACCGAGUCGUGCCCGAGUGGGUAUCGUCGAGAUUUUAACGGGGUUUGUCGCCUCAAGUUCGGCUACGGACCCAACCCCUUCUACUCCUUCACUCCAGAGAAUUUCAAGGGGGACGUGCAGUUCUAUAUGGGCCUUCAGGUCGGCGGUCCGCAGCCGGGCAGAAGACGAGGGCGUGGGCGUGGGCGGCCGCGUCCCGUCGCCAUCCCGCCUCCAGUCGUUGCCUUGGACGACGACGACGACUAGAAGCAUCUGGAAUAAGGAGAUUUUCCGUCCAUUGUUUUAUUUUCUUUUAUUUUUUAUUUAUUUUUUUUCAUUUGUAUUUUAUGUAGAAAUUGCGAUUGUUUUUUGUUUUUUCAUUUCGUAUUUCUUUUACGCUGGCUUGUGAGGAUGUUCCGGUGCUUAGACUGGUUUUCCGAGGUUGAGAAAAAUAAGCUUAGUAAGGAAGGAAGAAGAAUAAACAAGAAAGAGGCAAGUUGAGAAAGGAUGCCGAUAGAUGGCGCUGAUACAACGCCGCUGACGUCACAUGUCACCAAGAACGCUAUGAUAUUAUCUACGAGUUGCCAAGAGGUGUUUACGGUGUUGCUUACGCCAUCUGUGGGUGGUCGACGCAACUAAUUUUCAUAACACGAGGAUACCAGUGCAAAAUAUUUACGUUUCUUACACUACAUUUUCCGUAGUACAUCUUUCCUAUUGUUUACUUCAGUUUAAUUUUUCAUUUUUCAAACUUAUUCAUCCCUAAAAAAGUUAUUUUUCAGUUUGAUUAUCCUUCUUUUGCACCGUGUUAUACUGUACCCUUGCGGCAUUAUGAAGCAGUGCAGCGAAAAGUGACGUAUUUCUAAUAUAGCAUAAUUUAUUAAUCUGGCGACUGCUUGAUGUAUUGGGGAUUUGUACAGUAGAUAAGUUUUCAUACGAAUGAAAUACACGACAGAUGCAUUUUAGUAUUAGAACUGUGAUAUGGUAAAAAAAAAAAAAAUGGGCAUUAUUUUUGAGUACAGAGGAGAAUAAUGUACCCAAGUCCGCUAUUUUGAAUUCAGUAUUUUUGUAUUUUUUUUUAGUGUGCCAAGAAUAACUAAGUGUGAUACAGCAAGUGAGAUCUGAAACCCAAUCAUAGACUAUGAAAUUAAAUUACAUUUGCCCUGUAAAGUCCUUCAUUUAUUUCAUCAUUUACAUUUCUCAUAGUGAUUACUAUAACUGAAACAUAUGAAAGUGUAAUUAAAUGCAUUAUAAUCAUAGUCAUUAUAAUAUUAUCUUAGGAAAGUCGCAGACCAUUCCCGUAUUUUGGUAAAUAAUCCAAAUAUGGUAAUGAUUACAUGUAGAUACUCUUAGCUGUAAAUAUAUUUUAAAAACUCGAGAAAAAAAUAUAAGAAAGCCAGCAAUAAAUGUCCGCUUUUACCUAUGUCUGGGGUUUUGUCUUGUACUGUGUUAUACGUGUGAUAAAAUAUAAGUAACCGCACUGACUGUUGUAAUUA
Messenger RNA from Penaeus vannamei (Pacific white shrimp), 1877 nucleotides. Lineage: Eukaryota; Metazoa; Arthropoda; Malacostraca; Decapoda; Penaeidae. The record is from RefSeq and is a predicted model, not a curated record.